This is a messenger RNA of Laetiporus sulphureus 93-53, 542 nucleotides long. RefSeq lists its product as uncharacterized. Bases 1 to 471 code for a protein of 156 amino acids. The record is from RefSeq and is a predicted model, not a curated record. NCBI's taxonomy places the organism in Eukaryota, Fungi, Basidiomycota, Agaricomycetes, Polyporales, Laetiporaceae. The transcript is spliced from 3 exons.
AUGCUUCCCUUCGAUGCCAUCCUCUUUCCUGCCGACGAACGGCCUCCGCAUCUUGUGGCGCUCAUGACCAGCCCUCUAACGAUGGCGAUCUCCAACCCACCCGAGCCAUACCGUUGCGGGAGAAUACCUCACCCGGAAAUGUAUAUGGAGUACAUCGCGGAAGGACUCGGCCCUCGUUCCUGGAGAUUUCAGGUCGUAGAACAGCUCGAACACAUGAGCAGAAAGUUCUCGACUCCAUACAUCCUCUUCUACCCGAUUGUCUCCCGGGACGGUAUGCCGUUUCCGGUGAACAAGUGCAUACGUGAGAUCCAGGGCCAGACUUUCAACGAGGCGAACGCAUGGUGUGGCAACAUCAUCAUCGCAAAGUAUCGCGACCAAAGUUAUUCCACGAUGAUGCAUGCUACAAUGGCAGAUUUUCCAAUCCUCAAAAACUGGCUAUCCAAACCCAAGGCGGUUGCAGGGCUCAUGUAGGCGAGUGGACACCUGUCGGACAGCCACAACUGGCUUUCAUACACAGUACUUUAUGUUUCGAGAACAGACUA